Messenger RNA from Prorocentrum cordatum, 522 nucleotides. NCBI's taxonomy places the organism in Eukaryota, Dinophyceae, Prorocentrales, Prorocentraceae. The record is from the annotation of a GenBank genome assembly.
CUGGUUUAUCCAGCGUCCAUGCUUUUGGGGCCUUGAGUGCGUACCUUUCCUUUUUCAGGCCAUCUCUGGCUCAGGUCGUCAUCUGUUCGGCCACUCACAUCCUACUCUACACAAUUUAAGAAAGCAGUCUCAGAAAGUACACACGCAACUUGUACACCCACACUCUGAAAACGAACAUGUGCGCUUCCACCAAGUCCGCGUCGUCGAGCCCUGCACAACCCCGGCCGGGGCCUCUGCCGGAGAGUCUCUGGCGCAAGUUGUUCGCAGACGUCGCGCCGCCUCAGCUCGACCUGCUGGCGGCGGGGCUGCUUCUGGGCGCCCUGGCCCUCAAGGAGGCGCUGGGGGUCGCCGCGCACAGCGAGGCGCUCCUCUUCGGCGCCCUCUUCUUCGCCGCGCGCAGCGCCUUCGCGCGGGCGGAGCAGUCGCGCCCCGCCGCCGCCGCGCGGGGCUGCGUCCGCGCCGCCGCGGGGAGCGGGGCCAAGGCGGGCGCCGCCCCGCCCCGACCAGCUGCUCGCCUCCCCG